CACAAAUACAUUCAACAUUGCAGAGAUAAAAGGUGUGUAUUGUGCAGAAGCGUGACACUGAGAAGAUGUACGCCAUGAAGUACAUGAACAAACAGCAAUGCAUAGAGCGAGACGAGGUCCGAAACGUCUUUAGAGAGCUAGAGAUCCUACAGGACAUUGAACAUGUUUUUUUAGUCAACCUCUGGUAUUCCUUCCAGGAUGAGGAGGACAUGUUCAUGGUAGUAGACCUGUUACUGGGAGGAGAUUUAAGGUAUCACUUGCAGCAAAAUGUCCAGUUCACCGAGGACGCAGUUAAGCUGUACCUGUGCGAGAUGACCUUGGCACUGGACUACCUACAGAGUCAGCACAUCAUACACAGGGAUAUCAAACCAGACAAUAUCCUUCUGGAUGAACAAGGUCAUGCCCACCUGACUGACUUCAAUAUUGCUACAAUUAUCAAAGAUGGAGAAAGAGCCACGGCUUUAGCUGGAACCAAGCCAUAUAUGGCUCCUGAAAUUUUCCAGUCUUUUGUUAGUGGUGGGACUGGCUAUGCGUUUGACGUGGACUGGUGGUCAUUAGGGGUCACCAUAUUUGAGGUCCUGCGAGGAUGGAGGCCAUAUGACAUCCAUGCCAGCAACUCAGUGGAGUCUCUAAUGCAGCUCUUCAGCACAGUCAGCGUGCAGUACUGUAACUCCUGGCACAAAGACCUCAUCUCCCUGCUGCGUAAGCUCCUGACAGUAAAUCCAGAACAUCGAUUCUGCAGCCUUGCCCACAUGCAAACAGCCCCCUACCUCUCAGACGUGAACUGGGAUGCCGUCUAUGAGAAGAAGAUGGAGGCUGGAUUUGUUCCCAAUAAAGGGCGUCUGCAUUGUGAUCCUACCUUUGAGCUGGAAGAGAUGAUUUUAGAAUCUCGUCCGCUACAUAAGAAGAAAAAGCGUCUGGCCAAGAACAGAUCAAGAGACAACAGCAAGGAUUCCCAAUCUGAGAACGACUAUCUACAGGAGUGCCUUGAAGUCGUGCAACAAGAGUUUGUGAUCUUCAACCGAGAAAAGUUGAAGAGGAGACAGGAGGAAGGCUGCAUGGUGGGAGAAGGCGAAGGAGCAGAGGGAGAGACGGAAGGAGAAGGCGACCCUGACCGAGAAGCAGAAGAGGCAGAGGGCGGGACAGAGGAUGAAGAAACCGAGCCCGAACCCGAGGCCUCCAAACUGAGCAUGUGCGGCUCAGUGUGCUCAUCUCCGGGCAGUUCAUAGAUCCGCAGGCACAGCACCUCCUGCUGGUCUCUUAGGUGUCACUGCGCUCACCAUGCCUAUAAAGCCCUAACUGCGCCCAGCACAAAAAGUGCGAUCCAUUAGGGCUCCAAAACAUCUCUCUUCUCCAUCCCAGUUACCUUCAUCUCAGCACGGUUUGGGCUCUGCCUAAAC
This is a messenger RNA of Neoarius graeffei (lesser salmon catfish), 1400 nucleotides long. Its product is annotated as serine/threonine-protein kinase 32C-like. The record is from RefSeq and is a predicted model, not a curated record. Gene Ontology annotation, biological process: regulation of signal transduction; protein phosphorylation; G protein-coupled receptor signaling pathway. Gene Ontology annotation, molecular function: G protein-coupled receptor kinase activity; G protein-coupled receptor binding; ATP binding. The transcript is spliced from 11 exons. NCBI's taxonomy places the organism in Eukaryota, Metazoa, Chordata, Actinopteri, Siluriformes, Ariidae. The coding region runs from base 66 to 1229 and encodes 387 amino acids.